CUGCUGUCCAGCCACCUUGUGAAGAGCACACAUGUCACAGUGUGACUACAAGCCACAAGCCCUUCUGGGCAGUGGAGGACAUGCUUCCAAAUAAAGCAGUGUGGGGCAAACCAUUGCCAGAACAUCUUCAGAAAAUGGUUGCACAUGUGUUGGACCCCAACGGUGACAUGAAGGAACAAAUUGUUUCUGUGGGAUCAACCAGACUGUUGCGUUCCGAUCUGUUGUCUUUAGGACUCUUAGAAGAAGUUGAAGCAACAGUAAAAUCGAUUUUUCUUAGUAAAAUGAGAUGAAAAAAUAUUAAAGUGACUAAUUUAAUUUGUUUUAUUUAAAAUAAUAGAUAUUGAACUUUUGCCUACGAACUAUAAAGCACAUCGCUUUCCGAAUGGUAAAGUAACAGUCUAAAAUAUUUUAUUGAAACGGCAUAGCUUUGUAUGUAUCUGAUUAUUGUUUCUUUGUUACAGGAUGUCAAUGUAUAUGUUGCAAAUUCCUAUGUGGUAGUGACCUGGCUUCCACCAAAUUAUUGUUUCCCUGAGCUGUCCCUUCCGCCUGAUGUAAACCAGACAGACCUUGUAGUUCUGCCAGCAUGGGUACCUGGCCACUGGCUACUCUGUGAACAUUGCAAAACUCAUUGAUGGCAGACAGUGGACAGAGAAAACUGCCAAUACAUAUGAAGGAAUCCCGAAGCAGAUGGGUGGGAACAACUGUGGGAUUUACAUACUGAUGUACACUCUGUACAUGGCUUUGGGUCUGGAAUUUGAUUUUACAGAGAAUGACAUGCCUCUGAUCAGGAAGUGGUGGUGUGCUGUUCUCCUGGACAACUUUGCUCCGCAAAUCGAUCAACCACUGAGAGGGGGAGGUUCACUUUUCAAAAGGCAUUGUCAUCAGGCAGAGUCCAGUGAAGCAGAGUGUGAAGUGACAACCAUCUAUCAGCUUUCUGUGGAAAUCCUUUCUAAAAUCCUAAUGGAAGUUAUUUUGUCAAUGGGUGACUCUGCAUACAUGACACUUUCUUUGGUAUGCAGAUGCUUUCGGGAUGUGGUCAAUCGAGACGUUUUUCGGAAAGCAGCACACUUUGCCUGGCUAGACAGUGUGGUCAACUGGCAGAGCUUCACUCCCCGCUACCGGAGAGAGUUUAGAAGGAUGUAUAGCAUCAGUGAAUGCUUGGAGUGCAGAGUCCUUUUUAAGUCGUACCCACCGGGGUAUAGGGGAAGAGGCCGACGUGGGGAACUGCAGGGCUUUUACUCUGAUGCGUGCACAGGAUUUUGCACCCAGGACUGUUUUUUUGCAGCAGGAAACACAUUGGUGUGAAGGGAAAGGAUAAUUGGUGUGAACAUCUUGUUUGGAUUUAUAUAUUGAUGUCAUUGGUGUG
Molecule: messenger RNA, 1366 nt
Organism: Paramisgurnus dabryanus
Lineage: Eukaryota; Metazoa; Chordata; Actinopteri; Cypriniformes; Cobitidae
Source: RefSeq, a predicted model, not a curated record